This is a messenger RNA of Rhagoletis pomonella (apple maggot), 975 nucleotides long. RefSeq lists its product as uncharacterized. Bases 27 to 953 code for a protein of 308 amino acids. The record is from RefSeq and is a predicted model, not a curated record. NCBI's taxonomy places the organism in Eukaryota, Metazoa, Arthropoda, Insecta, Diptera, Tephritidae. The transcript has 2 exons. Gene Ontology annotation, molecular function: nucleic acid binding.
UUUGACUGUGGACGCUCAUUGGCGACAUGUGCCAACCAAAAGCAACCCAGCUGACAUUGCAUCGAGAGGAAGCACGGCACUUGAACUUGCUAGCUCAAUUUGGCUCACUGGACCUGCAUUUCUUUACGAAGACGUACAGCUCUCACACCUUGGCAGUCACACUGGUCGCUUUAAUGCUCCGAUUUUGCACAAGGCUCAAGAAACGAGACACCGACACUGUAAAUGGACCACCCACUGCCAACGAACUACACCGCGCUUUGUUAUGCAUUGUUUGGAACGUGCAACAAUACCACUUCACUAACGACAUUCAAAUGUUGCAGAGAGAGUCAACGACAAAUGGCAAGCUACGAAAUCUGAACCCGUUUUUGGAGGUUACCCAUGGUUUCGAAAUACUGAAGGUUGGCGGUCGACUUGAACUGGCUGAUAUUUCUGAAUCACAAAAACAUCCCCUUUUGUUGCCCAACAAAUGCGAAUUCGUGACACGAUAUGUUAAACAUCUGCACAUCAAAAAUUAUCACGCAGGACCUAAAGCGUUGGUAUCUUUGAUUCGCCUACAGUUUUGGAUAGUUAACGCACGCGAUAUCGCUAGACGCGUCGUCCGAUCCUGUAUCCAUUGUGUGAAAUACAAGCCGAAACUACUCCAGCACAUGAUGGGAAAUCUACCAGUUGAGCGCUUAACACCGUCGCGCCCGUUCGCUCGCUGCGGAAUCGAUUUUUGUGGACCCUUCAACGUCUAUCUUCGUAUUAUAGGCAAGGCACCCUAUAAAGCGUACGUAGCCAUCUUCGUGUGCUUUGCAACAAAGGCGGUUCACAUCGAGGUCGUCUCUGACCUAUCCACGGAUGCUUUUUUAGCAUCGCUUAAGCGAAUGAUUGGAAGGAGAGGUCUUCCAUCUGACAUUUUCUGCGACAAUGCAACCAACUUUGUCGGCGCUUGCAGAAAACUUGCUGAAUAAAAACAUUCCUUUUCAAGAAACA